Dreissena polymorpha is the source of this 3043-nucleotide messenger RNA. RefSeq lists its product as uncharacterized. NCBI's taxonomy places the organism in Eukaryota, Metazoa, Mollusca, Bivalvia, Myida, Dreissenidae. The coding region runs from base 287 to 1483 and encodes 398 amino acids. The transcript is spliced from 11 exons. The record is from RefSeq and is a predicted model, not a curated record.
CUAAUCUAUUCUUCUACAAUAUACGAUAUGUACUGGAGAUUUAAAUCAAGUGUUAUAAACAUAGACAUAUAUGACAUUUAAUCAAAUAUUACGUGUCGUAUGUUUUCGUCACAUUUGUUUUACUGUGUGGUGUACUGAAACGAAACUGCGACAAUAAAACAGACAGAAGGGUGUUCAAGAGCAAUAAAUACAUUUCAUAAAGUGCUUGUUCUUUCAAGAGUAACAACGUAUUAAGGGAUUAGAGCGUGUGAGACAAACAUUCUAGAAAGUGAGACAACGAAAAGACAUGCCUGUACAAGCAGAAACGUGUACAACUGGAAAACCAGAAAGAAGAGUCUGUCCCGAUUACAUCACAUACAGAAUGAUGUCGUUGAUGCUGAUUGUAAUUGUUUUGAAAGCAAUUCACGUUGUUGACACGACUGAGGUACAUAUUGACGUGAAAGGGGAUAUACAAAAAGGCAACAACAUCACUCUGGAGUGUUCAACCAACGCCACAGAUCUUACAUUCUCGUUCGAAAACACGGUUGGCGAAAAAAAAGAUGUAAACGUUGCUGAAUGUGUUUUCAAUACUCCUCACUUUUUUUUCAUAAGUGAAACAUACUUGGCAAUGUACAAUAUUCAUAUGACCGAAAAAGGGUGCAUUUUAACAAUAAUCAAUUUGUCAACAAAGCAAUAUGGAGUGUACACGUGUUUUGAGACGUAUCCACCAAAAAACAAAGCGAGUGUACGUGUUGAAGAACAGAACAGAACAGCACAAGACACGAUCACCUUCGCCAGGGACGACACUGUCAUCGCAGAUACAAGAAUAGUUAUUGGAGUCGUAGUAGGCAUCAUCAUCGUCAUCAUUAUCGUCGUCAGCAUACUUAUAUAUCGGAGGAGGCAAACCACUAAAAGAGUUUCCGAACCUCAUCCUGUUCCUAUUUCUCCACAAGACGUUUCUAAUGACAUCGCUGAAAACACUCAACCUUCCAUGGAGAAAAUCGAUGAAACACAAGAUCACAAUGGACGUGACGAUAACUCGACAGCGAUGAGCCUUAUUGGUAUAACGAUCACAGACCAAGAAACGACUGCGCAGAAUACAAGCGACAUAGAUGAGCAACAGAAAACACCGUUAUUGAAAGACGCAUCAGGAAAGGUCAACGAGAUUGGCCCGAUAAACACACCAGUGGAAAUUCAUUCCGACAGUAUGGCCGAUGAAAAGCCCGACACUGAUUUUGAACACCUUUCGGCAGCUAGCAUGUUGAGCGUGCAAAAAAUUGACGGGGAUGAAGAUGUCGUCGAUAUUAACAGCACAGGCCAACAUCAGCUUGAUGAAAGUAAUCUGACAAGAGAAAGUCAUUCUAGUGAUGAUUCUUAUUAUGGAAAGGAAUACAACCAGCAGGCCGUUUGUUCUCCGGGUACAAAAAGUCUUUAUCGGGGUAGACAAACACUUCACAUACCACAACAGAACAGAAUACCAAGCACGAACAGGCGCAAUAAAUAAAGCCGGUUGUACGAAAAACUUUUAAUCCAAGACUUUUUUGAUGUAAAGUGACCAGAGUGUGUAUUGUCUUAGCAUCCUCUUUAACUGUGUUCCUAGUAAACAGCAAUCUCCCAAACGUGAUGUCCAAUCCGUUUGCUGUGUUAUUUUUUUAUUUGGUAGAUAAUUGCAAGUAUAAGACAAUACCUCGCUGAAAAUUAUUAAUUUGUUAGUAUGGAUGUUUGGCAUGCAGUCUUUGUUAUAUAUACAGUGCUCCAGAUAACAUGCGUAAAGGCGUAAAAACGAAUUAAUUUUCUUAAAUAACGAUUUAGAUUUAAAAUCUUUGCGUAAAGUUACGCGUUGAAAAAAUAAAACACGAAUUUGAAAUUUUCGAACAUGCGUAAAAGUUCCAGUAGCAAAUUAUAUACGGUAAACAUUUCAUCCCAAUUCUGACUCGUUGAGGCGCUCAAUAAAAACUUAAAGUCAACGUCACUCAAGCGUUUGCUGUGAGGAAAAGAGCCACACCUAAGAAUAGUCGAAUGGCAAAACGGUCUGUUCUCCUAAUAUUGCAGGCGAGUCAUUACUGCUAUUGUACCUUUUUAAUUACACUUAUUGUAAUUUUUAUACACAAGUAAUAUACUGUAUACCUAUUCAAAAUGUCAUUAAAAUUAAAUGUUAAAUAUAGUUUUUGAUAUGACUUUAACGGCGACCAAUAGGCCAUUAUGACCUAAGCCGAAGUGUCAGUAAGCGUUUUACAUAAAAAAUCAAAAUGGCCGACCGAAGCGGUGUAUCGAAGCGGGGAAGGCAAAAAAAGCCAUUUCAGUGUCAAAAAUCCACGCUGCAUACAUUCUUUCAAUUAGAUUCUCAUGAACCAAAUACCCAAAGCAUGGUUUCGUCAAUAAUUGACACGGAGUGUAUAUUGAUCUAGAGACCGUGUAAUCUAGAGUCCGUGAUAAUUGAUGAAUGUAUAAUCUCUUGCGUAAAUGACUGAAUCUAAAGCAGUUAAAAAACAAAAGGAAAGCCAGGCUUUUCCAAGACUAUAAACCAAAAUUUUAAAUUAUUGAUGUGUCAAAAACCAUGAAUGCACAAUUAUUUGGUAAUAUAUUUUUGAAGAAUCAUUACUUUUAUAAAUAGGGCGUAAAAUAAGAAUUGAUUUUUAAAAUAGGGAGUAAAUAAGAAAUUAACCAAAUUUUUAUCUGGAGCUCUGUAUAUAUAUAAUGAUAUUGUGUAGAUGUUAACUUUAAAUGUAUUUUAUGUUGACGGUAUAAGCGGCGAUUCAUGAUAUAUUUUCAACGUAAGUGAAACACCGAUAUGAUAAGAUGUGAACGUUAUGGUAUGACAGUAAUACCAUACUUUUCAUAAGUUAGUUGUUUUGUGUAUGCUGUCGUUUUCUUUGAGUUUGUAUUAUGAUGUUACUGUCUCACAUGUUUGUUGUAAAUUAGGUGAGUAAGAUAAUACAGUUUUUUGUAUUAUUUAUUAAGUAUGUUAAGUUUUUUAUAUUGUUAAUGUAUAAUAGUGAUUCACACUUAUCUGUGUUUUUAUCUUGUGUGUAUACAUACUUAUUUUAAUUAAAUCUGCUCUGUG